AGAGUAUCGUUAGAAUUGGCCGCGUCGAAAGUAAUUUUACAAAGUUCAUCGUAAGUUUUAAACUGUUCUCAAAGUGUUGUGAAGUGUUGUGUUGUGGCGUGGAAUAUUGGGUGUUCACAAAAAUGCGCGCAACAUAACCAAGAACGGGCGAUGCGCCGCGCGCGCGCGCACUCACGUGCCAAGCGCGUACCAUGCGCUCGCUAAACGUGACUGCGUGCGCGGCGCUACUGGAAGACGUACGCUGGGACGAACCCACGAGCGUCGCGAGCCUUGCCGUGCUCGCCCUCAUCGAUGUACUGGUUAUAACCGGCAACUGCCUAGUCAUAGCGGCGGUCCUCUGCUCCUCCAAGCUGCGUAGUGUGACGAACCUGUUCAUAGUCUCGCUGGCGGUUGCGGAUCUGCUGGUGGGCCUUGCUGUACUGCCUUUCUCCGCGACAAGGGAAGUUUUUAAGAUAUGGAUCUUCGGAGACGUCUGGUGUUCCGUCUGGCUGGCAGUCGACGUGUGGAUGUGUACAGCGUCCAUACUGAACCUCUGCGCCAUCUCCCUCGACCGCUACGUAGCAGUCACCAGACCAGUUAGCUACCCGUCUAUAAUGAGCAAGAAACGAGCCAAAGCAUUGAUUGCUGGUGUCUGGGUUCUGUCCUUUGUGAUCUGCUUCCCGCCACUGGUUGGCUGGAAAGAUAAAAGGCCACAAGAUGAACUCAAAGGUAACCAAGAGAUCCACCCGCCCUGCCCCUGGACGUGCGAGCUGACCAACGACGCUGGCUAUGUUGUCUACUCCGCACUUGGUUCCUUCUAUAUCCCCAUGUUCGUGAUGCUGUUCUUCUAUUGGAGGAUUUACAAAGCAGCCGUGAGGACCACGAAGGCUAUUAACCAGGGAUUUAGGACUACUAAAGGUUUAGGAAACCGCUUCGACGACAACCGCCUUACUCUCAGGAUACACCGGGGUAGAGGUUCCGCAAGGCCGCACGGUUCCCCGCUGUCUACAGCAUCUAAUCAUUCCACUAGCACUUCUUUGAGCGCAUCUCCUGAAAGAAUUAGAAGGCAUUCAAGCGCCCGCAGAGCACACGAGAAAAUCAAAAUUUCCAUCUCCUAUCCUUCUUCAGAACAAAUUUGUCCAGCUUUAGAGAACUCCAGGUCACCAAGUCGUUCACCAAGUCCUUCCUUAUAUGCUGUUCAUUAUGAGAGAGAUGGUAGGGAAUUAACGGAAAGCAGAUUGAGGGUCAGACCUCAUCACCUCACACCUGGGUCUCUGUAUGAUGAGUUAGAGGAUAAACCAAGGACACGGCGUAUGGGAAAGAGAAAUAUUAAAGCUCAGGUCAAAAGAUUUCGUAUGGAAACAAAAGCCGCAAAGACGCUCGGCAUCAUCGUCGGGGGCUUCGUGUUCUGCUGGCUUCCUUUCUUCAGUGUGUACGUGGUUCGAGCAUUCUGUGGUGACUGCGUGACGCCCAUCAUCUUCUCGAUUCUAUUCUGGCUUGGUUAUUGUAAUUCUGCCAUCAAUCCCUUGAUAUAUGCGCUGUUUUCUAAGGAUUUCAGGUUCGCAUUCAAGAGAAUAAUAUGCAAGUGCUUCUGCGCGGGUGGCGGGUCGCGAAGGGAGUCAGAUGGAACAGAUAAUGCAAUAAACCGACGGCCUAGACCAGUACAUGGUCAUUCACAUUCGCUGGACGAAGAAGCUCCUACUUCUAGUGCUGAUAGGUGACGUCAAGCUCUGCGACGGCAAAAUGCUCAAUUUAAGACUUCCGUCGCGUGUGUUUAGUUAAAAACUUAAUUAUGAAUAUUAUAUAGAGAUAAUAAUAUAAAUUUUAUUGUAUGAACUAAAAUGCAUCAUGUGUAAAGCACUAUUCUAAAUGUUGUAGAGCUAGGUAGUUAGGUAUAAUAUUAUUGUUAAAGCGUCCUUUAUUGUAAUGAAUGAAAUGGCUUCGAGCCAAUUUUGCUUUUCACUAAAGAUGUGGUCUUUGGAAAUUUUAUGGGUGUUAUUAGAUCACUAUCAUGAGUUAUAGCGUUUCAAUUGAUGUACGUGUACGACGUACGUAAAUGUACGUUUUAAGAUAUGAUUGUUGCAAUUGAAUUGCAAUAUUAUCAUGUUGGAAUUAACUUCUGGAAUAGGUAAUGCUAUAAGCCAAAAUAUCAAAAAAAAUCCUAUUUUGACAUUAAUUGUCUACUCAGAGAGCGGUAAAAAGUGUGUCCGUAUGUGUUUGUUCGUGUUUUUAAUUUUAGAAGUAAAUCCUAGUCCCUUUAUAAUUAUUAUUUUCUACAGCGCAUUGUUACUUUAGUAUUUGAAUGCAUUAUUUUAGUACUUACCUAGUCAAAUAGUCCUAUAUCGAGAUUGCUUGAAAGUUCUGUAAAAGUAGUUAACAUCGAAUAUAAUAAUUAAUAAUAUAUUAAUUUCACUUAAAUUAAUGUUAUAGUAAACAGCAUUUGUUUUUGGCCUGUUAUUUAAUUUUAAUUUUUAAAUGUUGAACUUAUCAAAAUUGAAGAUUAUUAUUAAUGAUAAAAUUAAAAACAAUGCCCCUGCCUGUUUUAUAUAGGCAAGUUUAAAAAAAACCAAGUAAAUUUGCGAAGGCGUAAAUUUUUUACCAUUAGUAGGUACCUAAUAACUAAUAAUAAAUCAAUAAUCAAUAUUUAUCUGUAAAUUACGGCCUGGUUAUUAUUAAAAAAAAAGUCCUGAAUUGCCUGAUUAUUGUGGACAGGUUAUCUGAGCUUAACUAUUUAGUAGGUACAUAUACAUUGUACUUAGUUCACAUUAAAUUUAAAUUAUUACAACUAAAAUGGUUCUAGUCUAUUUAUGAUAACCAAAGAAUAAAUAAAAUAAUAUAA
Molecule: messenger RNA, 2818 nt
Organism: Colias croceus (clouded yellow)
Lineage: Eukaryota; Metazoa; Arthropoda; Insecta; Lepidoptera; Pieridae
Gene: Oamb
Product: octopamine receptor Oamb
Exons: 10
Coding region: 192-1700 (502 amino acids)
Biological process (GO): adenylate cyclase-activating adrenergic receptor signaling pathway
Cellular component (GO): membrane
Molecular function (GO): adrenergic receptor activity
Source: RefSeq, a predicted model, not a curated record